Messenger RNA from Antechinus flavipes (yellow-footed antechinus), 7778 nucleotides. Its product is annotated as zinc finger protein 665-like. Gene Ontology annotation, biological process: regulation of DNA-templated transcription. Gene Ontology annotation, molecular function: DNA-binding transcription factor activity, RNA polymerase II-specific; RNA polymerase II cis-regulatory region sequence-specific DNA binding. The record is from RefSeq and is a predicted model, not a curated record. NCBI's taxonomy places the organism in Eukaryota, Metazoa, Chordata, Mammalia, Dasyuromorphia, Dasyuridae. The transcript has 4 exons. The coding region runs from base 25 to 2700 and encodes 891 amino acids.
CAGUUUUGGCUUCUCAAGACUUUGAUGAAAAAGAAAAUCAAGGUGAUGAAGAACAUGGCUUCUGAGUGCCUAACAGCCUUGUCCCAUAAAUUGUUGACAUUGCAAGAUGUGGUUGUUGAUUUCACCCAAGAGGAAUGGAGCUUGUUGGAUCCUGCUGAGAAGGACCUUUUCUGGGAUGUGAUGCUUGAAAAUUAUGAGAACUUUGUCUCCCUUGCAUCUUUCCAAAAGUUUCCUUAUGAACAAGGACUUCCAGACUCCAAACGACUUCUGAUUUCUCAGUUGGAAAGAGGAGAAGCUCCUUGGUUGCCAGUGGGAGAAGUGUUAAAAGGCAUUUAUUUGGAUUUUCUUCCUGAACACAAUACAUUUGGAUUGAAAUACAAUCUGGGGUCAAUCCUUACUACACAACAGAAAAUUCCUGAAAAAAAUUGUGUCCAUGAACAUGACAAUCUUGGAAAAAGUUUCAAUUUGUUUUCAGAACAAAAUAGAGUCUCCUUAAGAGAAAAACUAUCUCAUCAUAAUAAAUAUAAAAAGCCCUUCAUUUACCACUCAAAAUGUAUGUGUUACCCUAGGACAUAUCUUCAAGGAAAGUUCUCUAAAGAUGCUGAAGUUGGCAAAGACUUAAGCAUCAAUUCACAGGUUCCUGAACCUCAAAGUAUAGGUAGUAGUGAAGAGAAAAUUUUUGAAUGUAAUGAACAUGAAAAAGCUGGCCACAGUAAACAAUACCUAACUGCACAUCAAACAACCCAUGUUGGAGAGAAGCCCCAUAAAUGCAAAGAAUGUGAAAAAGUCUUUAGCUCCUGGAUAAAUCUUUUUUUACAUAAGAAAAUUCAUAGUGGAGAGAAAGCUCACUUAGGUAAUGAAGGUGGCAAAGCCUUUAAGCAGAAACGACACCUUAGAGCCCAUAAGAUGAUUUAUGCAAGACAGAAGCAUUAUGAAUGCAAUGUGUGUUUGAAAGUCUUCAGUAAUAAACACUACUUAGACCAACAUAAAAAAAUCCAUACUAACAGUACACUCUAUAAAUGUAAUCAUUGUGGGAAAGCUUUCUGCCAGGAAUCACACUUUAUUAAACAUAAGUUAAUUCAUACUAAAGAAAGACCAUUUGAAUGUAAUGAUUGUGGAAAAGCUUUCAGCAAUAAACACUAUCUAAGCAAACAUCAAAAAAUUCAUAUUGGAGUCAAACCUUUCAAAUGUAAUGAAUGUGGAAAGGCAUUCAGCAGUAAUAGCUACCUAAUUCAACAUAAAAAAAUUCAUACUGGAGUGAAACCCUUCAAAUGUAAUCAAUGUGGGAAAGGUUUUAUGAGUAAUAGCUACCUAAUUCAACAUCAAAGAAUCCAUGCUGGAGGGAAGCCCUAUAAAUGUUAUGAAUGUGGGAAAGCCUUCAGCAGUAAUAGCUAUCUAAUACAGCAUCAGAGAAUUCAUACAGGUGAGAAACUGUAUAAAUGUAAUGAGUGUGGAAAAACUUUCAUCAGUAAUAAACAAUUAUCUCAACACAAAAGAAUCCAUACUGGAGAGAAGCCGUAUAGCUGUAAUGAAUGUGGAAAAACCUUCAGGCAGAUGGGACAUGUUGAAACACAUAAAAAGAUUCAUACAGGUGAGAAGCCUUUUGAAUGUAAUGAAUGUGGGAAAGCCUUCAUCAGUAAUCAACAGCUAUCUCGACAUCAAAGAAUUCACAUUGGGGGGAAACCCUAUAAGUGUAAUGAAUGUGGAAAAGCAUUCAGUAGUAAUAGCUACUUAACUCUACAUCAAAGAAUCCAUCCUGGAGGGAAGCCUUAUAAAUGUGAUGAAUGUGGCAAAGUUUUCAUUAGUAAUAAUAAUCUAAUUCAGCAUCAAAAAAUCCAUCCUGGAGAAAAUCCUUAUAAAUGUAAUGAAUGUGAGAAAUUCUUCAGCAGUAAUAGCUACCUAAUUCAACAUAAAAGAAUUCAUACUGGAGAGAAACCCUAUAAAUGUAAUGAAUGUGGGAAAGCUUUCAUCUGUAAUAGCUACCUAAUUCAACAUCAAAGAAUCCAUAGUGGAGGGAAGGCCUAUACAUGUAAUGAAUGUGGAAAAGCCUUUAGUAGUCAUCAAAAGCUUACUCUUCAUCAAAGAAUCCAUACUGGGGAGAAACCUUAUAAAUGUAAUACAUGUGGCAAAGCCUUCAACAGUAAUAGCUAUCUCAUUGAACAUCAAAGAAUCCAUACUGGAGAGAAACCCUAUAAAUGUAAGGAAUGUGGGAAAGCUUUCAGACAAAGUUCAUCACUUAUGCAGCAUCAGAAAAUUCAUACUGGAGAGAAACCCUAUAAUUGUAAUGAAUGUGGGAAGGCCUUCAGGCAAAGUUCAUCACUUAUGCAACAUCAGGUAAUUCAUACUGGGGAGAAACCUUAUAAAUGUAAUGAGUGUGGGAAAGCAUUCAACAAUAAUCAAAAUUUAUCACGACACCAAAGAACUCAUACUGGAGAGAAGCCCUAUAAAUGUAAUAAAUGUGGGAAAGCCUUUAGCAGUAAUAGCUACCUAACUCAGCAUCAAAGAAUCCAUACUGGGGAAAAGCCCUAUAAAUGUAAUGCAUGUUGGAAAGCCUUUAGCAGUAAUCAAAAACUCUCAAGACAUCAAAGAGUUCACACGGGAGAAAAACCCUAUAAAUGUAACGAAUGUGGGAAAGCUUUCUGUUCCAAUUCUAGAUUUCAAACGCAUAAGACAAUUCAUUCUGGAGAGAGACCUGUUUAAAUAUAAUGAAUGCAGGAGAGGCUUUAGGGUUAAUACUCAUGCAGUAUGAACUGAAGCCAUAUUGGAAAGAAAUCUUAAGAAAUAAAAUGAAUGUGUGAAAGCUUUCUGCACAAUAAGAAAACCCAAGGCCCAUGAGAAACAUUUUAAGUGUAAUGAUUAUAGAAAACUUGAUUGAAAUCUUAAAAGAAUGUGGCAGUGCUCCCAAAGGCACAUGAAUUUACUGACUAAUGUAAGUUUUCAUAUAUGCCACAAUUGUUAUACAUCAGAGUUUUCAAACUGAAAAUACAUUCUGAAUAAAGAAUGUGUGCAAAAUGUCAAGUGAAAAUACACUUUAUACUGUUAAAUAUAAUGAAUGUUAGAAAGCAUUCAGGCUGGAUCUUUGUACAUAUAUUGUAGAGAAUUAAAUUUUUUUUUCCAGAGACCUUCAAUUAAAGACCUUAGAAUCUGAUAAUACUGAUAAGAUUCUUUAUGAAUAAAAUUCUCAGUUCCUGAGAGAAUUAAUACUAAAGAUUAACUGUGCAUUUAAUAUAAUGGAAUGAUGAUUUGAAAAAAUUAUGUAAAAUCAUAAAAUUUCAGAGUUAGAGGGGACCUUAGAGAAUAUCUAGUUUAAAUUUUGUUUGAAAAAGGUUGCCCCAUAUACUAUACAAAUCUUUACUCAGUCUCUGUUCUUUAAUAAGGAGGAACCUUCUGGGUUCCUGAAGGAAUCUGCUCCAUAGCUUUUGCUUCUUAACUGAAAUUGAAAGGUAAACACAUUGGUUGGGGCCUGUGAGCUAUAGUUUUAGGAGUUCAAGAUUUCUAUAGAGUACCUAGAACCUGGGAUUAUUGAUCCCACAUACAGAUUCACCUACAGGUGCAUUCUUUCCCAGCUCCAAAUCUGUGAUGCUAUGAUAAAGGAAUGAGAGAUGCACAUCUACUGCAAUGAUUUGUAUUUUGUUUUCAACCUGGCCCUAUUCUAUUUUUCCUAUUGCAUUCUAUGGCUCAUCUAUCCUGAUCUGUUUAUUGUUUGUUAAACACAAUCUUUCAUCUUCUCUCUUUGCUUUUGCACUGACCACUCUCAUACUGGAACAUUUUCCCUCUUGGCUUCCUAAGCUCCUUUUAAUCUUGGGUUCAAAUGCUUCCAUCUGAGGAAUUCAACUUCUGGUGCCUUUCUCCCAAAAUUACCUUCUGUUAACUAUAUCUUGUGGCCACCUUUAAAGAUACCUAUAUUCUUUAUUAGAAUGUAAGCUCUUUGGAGGCAGAAAUUGUUUUUUAAAUUCUUUUUGUAUCUUUAGAACUCAGUACAGUGCUUAGUAUAUAGCAAGAGCUUAAUAAAUGUUUACUGAUUCAUUCAUUGAUUAUUGUUCCAGGGGAGAAGGGUCUUUGCCUAGUGGGAAGAUCAGGGAAGAAAUGCACAGAGGACUUUGCAUUUGUACUGAGUUAGAAAGAAUAGCAGAAGUUUGAAGGGAACAAAAAUUAAGUACCUGCUAUGGGAUUACUUACAUACACACACACACACACAUAUAAAAUCUAAUUUAUCACCACAUUAACACUAAAUUAAAUGAUAUCCUUACUUUACAGGUGAGGAAACUGAGGUAGAUAGAGAUGAAGUGACUUACUCAGCCACACAGCCGGUUAGGAUCUGAGGCAGAUCUUCCCUUCAGGACCAGGAAACUGCAUCAUCUAUUUGCCUCUAGUAAGAUAGGCAAGAUAGUCGGGUAGAGAUGGCAAUGGAAAGGGCAUUAUAGACUUAUGAAGCAAUUUGAACAAAGUCAUAGGGGCAGGGCAACACAAAUGUUUUAGCACGGAUUAUGCUCAAAUUUGGCUAGAGCUUAGCACAUGUGUAGAGAUAAUAUAUACAUGGGGAGUGUACUGUGUACUACUAGUGGAGCUUUGAAUUGGUUCAGUCAUUUUGGAAAGUCAUUUUGAUUUUUGCUUAAAACGUUACUAAAAUAUGAAGGUCUUUAAUUCCUGUUGUAUUAUUUCUAGGCUUAUCCCUCAAAAAAAAUUAAGAUAAAGGAAAAGUUCUGCAUGUAUGAAAAAUGUUUCGAGCAGCUCUUUUCAGGAUAGUCAAAAUGUUGAGACUAAGGGAAUGAUCUGCUGGGGAAUGGCUAAGUAAACUGAUAUGUGAAUGUAAUAGAAUAAUUGUAUCAUAAGAAAUGAGGAAAUGGAGAGUUUCAGGGAAACCUGGGAAGAGUUUUGUGAACUGAAACAGAGCUAGAUCAGUUUACACAAAAACAUUACAGAGAAAAACAACUCUGAGAAAGUUAAGAACCAAGAGUCCAAAAGAAUAUGGAUAAAAUGUGAUUUCCUUUUUGACAGAGAGGUGAUGAAUUUAAAAGAUAGAAAAAGACAUACUUUUUUUUCUUGGCCAAUGUGGGAAUUUUUUCCCUGGAUUUUGUGCAGCUAUGUAUUGAAGGCUUUAAAAAUUAUUUUUAUUUGUUUAGUGAAAAGAGGGGAAAUGGAGGGACAGUUUAAUUUUUAAAGAAAAAAAACAAAGGCUAUUUAUGCUAUGAUCCACCAUAUUUACUUCAUUUUUUAAAAAAGGUAAUUUUUUUCAAUUAACAAUUAUCUAUCUUUGUCUCUCACCUCUCCACAAUCUACUGGAGAAAACAAACCUGCAACAAAUAUGUGGUCAAGGAACACAAAUUCUCAACAUUAACCAAAUCCAAAAACAUAUGUCUCAAUAAAUAAUCAGUUCAUCACUUCUCUAUGAAAAAGUGGAUAACAUUCUAAAUCAUUUAGUUUCUGACGUCAUGUUUGCUCAUUUAACUGUUCUUAAAGCCUUUUAAACAUCAUUUAUUUUUAUAAUUUGCUAUAACAUGUAUUAUUCUCCUGGUCCUGCUGAAAUCACAUUUAUUUCUUUUUUUUUUAAAUUUAAAUUUUAUUUUAUUUAAUAAUAACUUUGUAUUGACAGAAUCCAUGCCAGGAUAAUUUUUUACAACAUUAUCCCUUGCACUCGUUUAUGUUUCGUUUUUUCCCCUCCCUCCCUCCCUCCACCCUCCCCCCCCCAAGAUGGCAAGCAGUCCUAUAUAUGUUAAGUAUUUUGCAGUAUAUCCUAGAUACAAUACAUAUUUGCAGAACCGAACAGUUCUCCUGUUGCACAGGGAGAAUUGGAUUCAGAAGGUAAAAAUAACUCGGGAAGAAAAUAAAAAAUGCAAAUAGUUCACAUUCGUUUCCCAGUGUUCCUUCUUUGGGUGUAGCUGUUUCUGUCCAUCAUUUAUCCAUUGAAACUCAGUUAGGUCUCUUUGUCAUAGAAAUCCACUUCCAUCAGAAUACAUCCUCAUACAAUAUCGUUGUCGAAGUGUAUAAUGAUCUCCUGGUUCUGCUCAUCUCACUUAGCAUCAGUCCAUGUAGGUCUCUCCAAGCCUCUCUGUAUUCAUCCUGCUGGUCAUUCCUUACAGAGCAAUAAUAUUCCAUAACAUUCAUAUACCACAAUUUACCCAGCCAUUCUCCAAUUGAUGGGCAUCCAUUCAUUUUCCAGUUUCUAGCCACUACAAACAGGGCUGCCACAAACAUUUUGGCACAUACAGGUCCCUUUCCCUUUUUUAGUAUCUCUUUGGGGUAUAAGCCCAAUAGAAACACUGCUGGAUCAAAGGGUAUGCACAGUUUGAUAACUUUUUGGGCAUAAUUCCAGAUUGUUCUCCAGAAUGGUUGGAUUAGUUCACAACUCCACCAACAAUGCAUCAGUGUCCCCGUUUUCCCGCAUCCCCUCCACCAUUCAUCAUUAUUUUUUCCUGUCAUCUUAGCCAAUCUGACAGGUGUGUACUGGUAUCUCAGAGUUGUCUUAAUUUGCAUUUCUCUGAUCAAUAGUGGAAAUCACAUUUAUUUCAGUAUAAUUUAUUGCUUUGCAGUAUUGCUCUGACUUAAAACUCAAGCAUUGAAACACAUGGCUAAAGAGAAAUGGUAAAGAUACCUUGCAUUAUUUUGCUACUAACUUUUUCCCCAAAAUAAUGCCCUAUUGAGUUAGGAUUGAUAUUGCUAAUAUUGUUGUGAACAAAUAGGGAGUGUUUAUUGAAAAUUAUUAAGUGCACAGGAUUUAAAGUAGCCUUCAUUUUUAUUUUUAAGCUGCUGUUUUAUUAAAUCACAUGUGAAACCUAGAAUUUAAGUAGAGGACUGCACUUGGUAAUUCUUCACAUAGACAAAUAGUAAUUCUGUCUUGUUAGGAUUAGUAUUCUCUGCUGAAAUGUGAUGUACUCUACAUACUUGGCCAAGUUUCUGCAUAACUGACACAUGUCAAAUGAAAUUUUUGGAGGAGUGUUUUCUAGACAAUACUUUUAGUAAUCUUAUAUUGUGGGAAGACUUUCCAUUUAUAAGAGACAUCAGUUUUUGCAUGUGGUGCUGAAAAGUGUAAGGGUCCCCAGAAAUGAGUGGCUUGGAAUUGAGAUUUUAGGUUAUUUCCAGCUGUAUAUCUAGGCAUCUAUGAAAUUUCACCUGAGAAUUGCCCAAUACAUGGAAAAGCUAAGUGUUAUAUGUAUGUAAAGUUACCAUGUGCUAGAGGCAGGAUUGAAAGGCAAAGGCUAAGUCUACAUCCUUUAUGUUAUGAUUCUUGAUAACAAAAGAAGGUCCUAUGUUUGUAGCUUUCUAUUUGAUAAUAGGAAGGAAGGGUAAAUGGUUUAAAUAGCUUGGGCUCAAUAUUGUUUCCAUUAUGUGACUUGUUCUGUUACCUGUUUGGGUAGUCAUCCUAUGAUUAAAUUGUUUAAUGGGGACUGUAGUGAGAGGGAGAGACAAUAAAUUAUUUUAAAAGUAAAUAAACAUUUUUAAAAUAAUAUUUUGGUGGUACUUUGUUUCUUUGUUUUGUACAGUCGUUUGUGGGCUCCUGUGAAUACAUUGCAUAUUUUGUAUUUUCUAGAGACCUGUCACAGUCCCUCCCACUGCUAGUGCCUUCCCACUAAGAUUACCUUUCAUCCACAAGGUAUAAAUCUUGUAUUUCUAUUGUCAUUUGCUUGUUCUUUUCCCUAUUAGAUGAUGAGUUCCUUAAAAGCAAGUAAUGUGUCUUUGCCUUUCUUUGUAUCCCCAAUGCUUAGUGCUGUGCUUGUUACAGAAUGAAUAUCUCUUAAAUGUUUGUUGCUGACUGAAAUAAAAGCUGUUUUGUACCAAUA